Messenger RNA from Nilaparvata lugens (brown planthopper), 2848 nucleotides. It is a transcript of the gene Vps51, whose product is annotated as vacuolar protein sorting-associated protein 51 homolog. The record is from RefSeq and is a predicted model, not a curated record. Gene Ontology annotation, cellular component: membrane; GARP complex; EARP complex. The transcript has 15 exons. Lineage: Eukaryota; Metazoa; Arthropoda; Insecta; Hemiptera; Delphacidae. The coding region runs from base 221 to 2506 and encodes 761 amino acids. Gene Ontology annotation, biological process: Golgi organization; endocytic recycling; lysosomal transport.
GAAGUAUUCAAGAAAGAAGAAACGUCUAAAUUUUUGUUUUGUGGUUAUGUUUGUAAUGUGAUAAACCAAAACCAUAUUAUUAUAAAAUAAAUUAUAGAAUUAAUCUAAUAAAACUUUUCAAUGAUUGAAAAUUUCCACUUAUUGACGUGUAUACUUUAUUCCAGUUUGGAAUUAUAGAACUUAAUUGAAUAAUUAAUUUGCGAAUUAGAUACCAUUUACAAUGUCAAAAACAGAAGACAGGGGCAAACCUCUGGGAAAUCCAUACGAUAUCAACGGCACAUACUUUAAUCCAGAUAUGUAUCUUCAGAAAAUACUCAAGGAAAGUUCUUUAAAACAAGUAAUGGAUAAAGAAACAGAGGUUGUACGUGAUACUCAGUCAUUACAUUCAGAAAUGCAAACACUUGUUUAUGAGAAUUACAACAAGUUCAUCUCAGCCACCGAUACUAUUAGAAAGAUGAAAAGUGACUUCAAAAAGAUGGAGGAUGAAAUGGAUAUGCUUGCUAAGAAUAUGGGAUCUAUAACAUCAUUUUCAGAAUCAAUAUCGUCUACUCUACAGGAUACCAGGCAACAAAUCUCGAAGCUGUCUGGAGUACACACCUUACUGAAAAGACUGCAGUUCUUAUUCAAAUUGCCUUCAAAACUUAAAUUACAAAUGGAAGAGGGGAACUAUUCAGAGGCAGUGAGAGACUAUCUGCACACUCAAAGAGUGCUGGAACAGUACGGAAAUUUGGAAUCUUUCCAGGGAAUCCAGCAAGACUGUAACGCCAUACUGAAAGAACUUAUGGAUCAGCUUCGCAAUAAAUUCAAAAGUCAAGAUUGUUCAGCCAAGGAGGUAGCUGAGAGCAUAGAUCUGCUACUGCAGCUAUCGGAGCCAGCCGAAGUGCUCUGUGCUGAGUUUCUCAACCACUCUGAAUCCCGACUAAACACUCAGCUUCAGGCAUUGAAAAUUUCACCGGGACAGGAUAUAAUAGAGUUUGUUGAUCUUGGAAGCAGUGGUUUCUUGAGUGAUCUCUGCUUCGUUGCCACUUCGUUCACAGACAUGUUUGUCAAUAAAUCCAACUACCAUGACGACGAGAUGUCGGCCAAGCUGUCAUUGUUUGUGAAGAGCAAGAUGGAUGCCUACCUGGAGGUGGUGCAGUGGCGCGUGGAGCUGGAGCAGGAGGUGGGAGACACGGCCAUGUUGGUUCGCGCCCUCGACCGCUUCCACCGCCGCCUCACUGCCAUCAACUCGCUCACCGCCCACGCUGACUUCGCCAUGAUGGCAACAGAGAUAGUGAUACGGGCAGGGCGUCGCCAGUGUCGCUCUCACUUGCACACACUGAAGGCGCACCUGGCUGACAGUCUGACGAGUGUCAGACAGAGCUUGGCUGCGCCUAGGCUCACCUCACAGGAGGCCUCCACUGCCGGCCUCUCCACUGAGCUGGUCACCUCCCUCGUCCUCUCCACCGUUGAGAAGAUCAAAGGGGUCCUGCAGGAUUUGAAGGUGUUCUUGCAGCCGGAGCUGGCGUUCAUGUCGAAGCGUCUGUUCGUGGAGUCGUUCUGCGCAGAAUCGGUGCGCGAGUGCCUGGUGGUCGGCUUCAUGCAUCACCUCACUGCGACUGCGCGCUCCUUCACCGCCCCCCACUCCGCCCUCGCACUGCCCUGCCCCACUCUCGCCCUCCUCCUCAUACUCACCAAGAUGUGCCUCGAGUUCGAGGCAACCAGUGUCCACUAUCUGUUGAAACUGACAGACGAAUGGUUCAACGUCGAGGAGCAUUGCGGCCAAACGAUGCAGGGAUGGACCGAUGAGUCUGAAAUUUGCACCGAACUGAGAUCCGCUGCUCAGGAUCUGGUCAAUCAUUAUGUGCGAAUGCAGGGAUUGGCUAUAUCACAGAUGUUGCGAAAAUCAGUUGAAACGAGAGUCCCCAGCCGUUCUCGGACUUUUCACCCACUCUGUAUACUACCUCUAUUUCUCAUGUUCCAAUACCUUGUUAUAUCAGUGCUACAAGGUUUUGAUCAAGUGGUAAACUCACCUUCUGGAUACUCAUUGUGUAGUGUCUGUUUGCAGGUAGGCAUGCUGUUCGAGGAAGGCUCGCGUGCCGAGCGGAGCUCUGACUCCAGCCGCAAGACGCACUCGCGCCACCAACACCGCAGCCUCACCAACUGGUCGUCUCACUCGCACUCCAUGGCCGCCGCCGCCGCCACUCACAUCCACAAACUCUUCUCUGAGCGCAUCGAGAUAUUCGCUCCUGUCGAAUUCUCAAAGGUCUCCAUCCUCACCGGCAUCAUCAAGAUCAGUUUGAAGACAUUCUUGGAAUGUGUGAGGUUGCGGACUUUCAGCAAAUACGGCUUGCAACAAAUCCAGGUUGAUACACAUUACUUGCAACUGUAUCUUUGGCGGUUUGUUGCUGAUGAGAAUCUGGUCCAUUUCCUUCUGGAUGAAAUCCUGGGUAGUGCAAUUAACAGAUGUCUGGAUCCCGUUCUCAUGGAGCCCAGUGUUGUCGAAAUAAUAUGUGAAAGGAUUUGAGAGUAUAGUGAUUGAAUUAAGAAUUCAUAGAUACAACAUCGUGAUGAAUUAUUAUGAACUGCAAUACAGUAUAACAUUGAAGUACUGUAUGAUGAGAAAUACACAGAUACGUCACUGUGCAAUCCGUGACUUAUUGUUCUUAUGAAGUGCUACACCAAAGUCAAUUUAAUUGACAAUUUUUUUCUGGACAUAUAAUUAUAAGAGGAGCUUACCAAUGUUCUUGAAUCGUAAUAGUGAUACUUCAUUCAUUCUCUACUGAUUCUGGUUAUAAUUUCAAAUAUUUAUGUUGUUUGCAUGAAAUUAAUUUAUUGAAUAAAAUUAUACAUUUUAUCAAGUACUGUA